Messenger RNA from Penicillium argentinense, 1527 nucleotides. Its product is annotated as MATE family efflux transporter. The record is from RefSeq and is a predicted model, not a curated record. The coding region runs from base 1 to 1527 and encodes 508 amino acids. Gene Ontology annotation, molecular function: antiporter activity; xenobiotic transmembrane transporter activity. Gene Ontology annotation, cellular component: membrane. Gene Ontology annotation, biological process: xenobiotic detoxification by transmembrane export across the plasma membrane. Lineage: Eukaryota; Fungi; Ascomycota; Eurotiomycetes; Eurotiales; Aspergillaceae. The transcript is spliced from 2 exons.
AUGUUGCCGGGUGCGGGGGACAAUUCAAAUGCGUCGACGGGCUCCGAUGCAGGGCCCUCGCCAAAUGAGCACACUUCGCUUCUUCCAGAGCCCGCGGGCCAUGCGGCUGAGGCUGGAUGUGAGACUGGGGAAAAGCUCUCAUCGAGAGGUCAGGUCGUCGCCGAGUUUGGAGCUUUGUUCACAGGUUCGGUUCCCGUCAUUUUGGCCUAUACCUUGCAAAUGAGUCUGCAAACGGUCGCCGUGAUCAUUGUAGGCCGCUCGUCUCCCAUGAACCUCGCGGUGAGCGCCUUUUCGUUUAUGUUUGCCUUAGUGACCGGCUGGAUGAUUGGACUCGGGGGUACAACGGCCCUGGAUACUCUGGCGGCCUCGGCGUACACGGGCAGCGAGAACAAGCAUGCGUUGGGCAUUCUGCUGCAGCGAGCGUUCCUGGUGCUGGGUGGACUGUUCCUCCCUGUGGCGGUCGUGUGGGCCUGCUCGCGCCCAAUCUUCCAAGCGCUGGGUCAAGAUCCAGAGCUGUCUGCUCAAAGCGCUCGUUUCCUCACAUGCUUGAUCCCCGCCGGGCUUGGGUACAUCUACUUUGAGGUGAUGAAAAAGUAUCUACAGGCCCAAGGUGAGAUUGCGACGGCCAUUGCGAGGAGACGUCACUUGCUAAUCAACCGUGCGGCAGGCAUCAUGCGAGCAGGGACGUAUGUCCUGCUGGUGAUCUCGCCUUUGAAUGCUGGGUUGACCUAUUUCUUCUGCUACACACUUGAGAUGGGAUUGCUCGGUGCACCCUUGGCCGCGGACAUGUCCUACUGGUCGGCUUUUCUCCUGCUGGUACUUUACGCUCGGCUCGUGUCCGGGUCCGAAUGCUGGGGCGGAUGGUCCCGUGAGGCCUUCGACAACGCAGGCGCAUUCACGCGCCUGGCGCUGCUAGGAAUCCUGCAAGUUGGCAGCGAGUGGUGGGCGGCGGAGAUCAUGGCGCUGUGUGCCGGCAAUGUGAUCAUGACGGCCGAUCAAAUUCUGAACACCAUCCCCUUUGGCAUCGGUGUUACAACCUCCGCCCGGAUUGGAAACCUGCUUGGCAUGCGAGAUGCCAAGGGGGCUGCGCGAGCAGCCCAUCUGGCGGUGCUACUCUCGGUCCUGCUAGGGACGCUCGUAUUCGCCGUACUGAUGGGUACCCGGACGCGAUUUGCGAUGCUGUUUAACGAAGACCCAGACGUGGUCCGACUGACCGCCGAGGUCCUCCCGGUCGUCGCGCUCUUCCAGAUCGCUGAUGGCAUUUGUGGCAGUUGUGGCGGAGUGCUUCGUGGCACGGGGCGGCAGCAUCUCGGGGUUGCCCUGAACGUCCUCGGCUUCUACUGCUUUGCCGUGCCACUGGGAAUUGCGCUGGCCUUUCAUGGCUGGGGGCUUGGUGGACUGUGGACGGGACUCUGUAUUGCGCUGUGGAGCGUGGGGGCGUUGGAGUGGACGGUUGUGGUUUUCACUCGGUGGGAUGAUGAGGUGCGACGAGCCUUCCAGAGGAUGGAUUCGCCGAGAGUGGCGUAG